Abrus precatorius (Indian licorice) is the source of this 1407-nucleotide messenger RNA. Its product is annotated as ras-related protein RABF1. The coding region runs from base 259 to 879 and encodes 206 amino acids. The record is from RefSeq and is a predicted model, not a curated record. Lineage: Eukaryota; Viridiplantae; Streptophyta; Magnoliopsida; Fabales; Fabaceae. The transcript is spliced from 9 exons. Gene Ontology annotation, molecular function: GTP binding; GTPase activity.
GAAAUCCUCGUCCCUACGAAAGGCACGAUAAGAGAAGCCAAUAUUUGUGCAAACCACGCCAGAAUUUCAUUAUUUUCAAGCUUCCAUUAACGAUCAACUUUCCCAGAUUGUGCUUUGUUGGUACACCACCAAUUUUUGUGGGAACAAACAAACAAAGCAAAACAAAAAUAAAAAGGGUCACAUUUUCAAGUUUCGAUUCUUCUUUAUUAACGGACCCUUUUGCGCUCAUUUGGAAUUUCGAAAACCCCUCCUCUCGCUAUGGGUUGCGGCUCCUCUUUUCCAGAUAGGGAUUCGUGGCAGAUGGGUCGACCCAGUUCCGAGAACAGUGGAGGGCAAGACGCCAAGAAUCUAAGGGUCAAGCUUGUUCUCUUAGGUGAUUCUGGUGUCGGUAAAAGCUGUAUUGUUCUACGAUUUGUUCGUGGUCAGUUUGAUCCUACAUCCAAGGUAACCGUUGGAGCUUCUUUUUUGUCACAAACAAUUGCUCUGCAAGACUCUACAACAGUCAAGUUUGAAAUAUGGGACACUGCUGGUCAAGAGAGGUAUGCUGCAUUAGCACCACUCUAUUACCGUGGUGCAGCAGUUGCGGUUAUUGUCUAUGAUAUAACAAGCCCAGAUUCUUUCAGCAAAGCACAGUACUGGGUUAAGGAGCUACAAAAACAUGGAAGCCCUGAUAUAGUGAUGGCAUUGGUUGGUAAUAAAGCUGAUCUUCAUGAGAAGCGGGAAGUUGCUGCCCAGGAUGGCAUUGACUAUGCGGACAAGAAUGGCAUGUUUUUCAUAGAGACAUCUGCAAAGACAGCAGAUAAUAUAAAUGAACUGUUUGAGGAGGUCUAUGUUGUUCUAUGGGGAAGUGGACAGAAGGUUAAAAUGUUGACCAAGUGAUCUGGCUAUGAUUGAAUCCUAGGAAAUUGCUAAAAGACUGCCUCGCCCAUCAGUUAGUUGAUGUAGCCAGAUUGCAGUUCAGUAAAGGAUCAGCAUUUGCUUUGGGAUCCUUCAAUGCUGUAAUGUAUGGGUUAUGUUUAUGUAUAUUGUGAUUAGAUAUCUGUGGUCUUUAAUCAACCUGUAAUAAUGUCAUGGACAUCAUGUCAGAUAGAUAGGUGAUAUAUAUUAGGCCAUGCUUUGUGCAACCCACAAAUAUGAGUCAUGUCUAUUAUGAUUUCAUAUCCCUUGUCUUUUAUUGAUUGGCAUGCCUCGUUUUUAAUUAAGAUUGUAAUAUGAAGAAUGCCAAGUGAAACGCACGAUGCAUUUGGUUGUUGUAGCCCAUGCUUUGUAAGACCCACAAAUCAUUGCUAAAUUGAACAUAUUUGGAUGUUGGUGGUUGUGUAAUUCUAAUUUUAAUACCACUACUUUAGACUAUAGCAUAGGUGUUUGAAAGAAUUUGUUUGAAUUUAUGAAAGUAAUUUAUAACUU